AUGCCGGCCGCGACGGCGACGGCGGCGGCGGCGGCGGAGGAGGAGGUGCGGCUGCUGCGGCUGGAGGAGCAGGCGGAGCACGGCUGCAGCGGCGCCUGGGAGUACCUCUCCCUCGCCCGCAGGCUCCGCGCGCGCCGCCCCGCCCCCGUCCUCCGCCUCGGCCUCGCCCUCCUCAACGACGCGUCCGCCCGCUCCCGCCUCGCCGCUGAACAGUGGACGCACUACGAGCAGGUGGCGGUGGCAGCCAUGGACUGCCAGCGUCUUGACGUAGCAAAGGAUUGUAUCGGAGUCCUCUCAAAGCAGUUUCCUGGCAGCGUGCGGGUUAGUAAGCUCUCGUCUAAAGGUGUGGUGCAUGUGAUGGUCGGAAAGGCCUAUUGCCACGGACUUGCAUGUCAUGCAUAGUGUACUGUAUGGGAAAACAAUUUCCGGAGUUAUGUAGAAUUCGAGCUACUAUGCUACUGCCGUCAUGUGCGUUGUCCAUCACAGCAUUGGCUGCACAUUGCAGUCCGUCCCGAUGAGCUCCAUUGUCGCCUCAUUUGUCUCCUCCAUUCUUGCUUCAUUAAGUUGCUCUGCAACGGCUAUGCGGAGGUUUUAGAAGCAUUAGAUGGAGUUCGCAAAAGGCCAGGUAUGUACAUAGGCCACGUGGAUUGCAUGAUCUGGUAUAUCACAAUGGACUAUCCUUUUAUUUUUUUUCCAUCUUACUAGGUGUUCAAUUUUCUUCCUUUCCUGAUCAUCAUUCUGUUUGGUGUGUUCUAAGUUUAUUACAUAUUGGAUAAUGUUGUCGAUGAAGCUCAAGCAGGUGCACACUAAUUAUUUCUAUAAAUGCCAGAUAUGAAAAGCUAUUGAUGGGAUGAAAAUUGAGGGCAAGAGAUGCCACAUUUGGUCGUCAUUUCUGUGUGGUGUAUGAUAUGAUGAGAUACGCCUAUUGAGUUGAGCUACUCCUAGAUAUGGUCAUAGUGAUUUGUUGAGGGCACCCAAAUAAGUAUCUGUAGUUAAUCAGUCCUAAAGGAAACUAACCUGUCUAUUUGGUAAUGUAAACUGGUUCAGGUUGCACAAGCAUUCCAUUGAAAUGAAGGAGUGUGCUUGUUUUUACAGAUACAAGAUGCUACUCAUAUUUGUGAUUUUUUUUUCUCUUUGGAUAAUGCUUGAUGAUAGCUCAGUUUUUUUGGAAAGUCAUAUGUAAGCUCGGUGGUCGGCGACCACCAAUAAUUGAAUCCAUGUCGGUUUAUUUCCGAAGCUACUACAGAUUUUGAUUCCUCGAUAGAAUUAGAAACUGAAUCAUUUCCCAUCGAUGAUAUGCCACUUUGUCGUUAUUUGUGCAACUUGUACAACUUCAAAAGAAAGCUAUAAUCAAUGCAUAAAUGACCAAGCUUUCUGCUUCUGGAAAUUUUGUUUCCUAGAAAGAAAUUAUCUGUGCUAGCUCGUCACUUCAGCCGGAAUAUGCUACUCAGUUAUUAUUUGCACCAGAGCUGGCCAUUAACAAGAAAGCUAUAUUUUCAUCUGAACUAUAGGUCCUUUGUACUCGUAUUGUUUUGUUGUAGCCUUUUAAAUAUCCGUUCCUACAGGUUAGCAGGCUGCUGGAGUCGUUCCACCUAACACAGAUGCAAAUCAUGGGGACAACAAAAAGCUCUUUGAAGUCUACUUGGCACAGUGCCAUGGUCUCCGGUUCAGAUGAUAAGAGCAUGGAUUGAAUGACUGGCUCAUUCAUCAACAUGUGCAGCAAGAUGAUAAAUACUCAGUUAUAUUUUGGGUUACCUCCUUCAUCUGUUACGUAGAUUGGUUGGUUUGAGUCUAUUCUUCUUACAUUUGUUUUUUGAAAACUGCCUAAGGUUUUAGUUGCUGUAA
Messenger RNA from Lolium rigidum, 1845 nucleotides. RefSeq lists its product as uncharacterized. The record is from RefSeq and is a predicted model, not a curated record. Lineage: Eukaryota; Viridiplantae; Streptophyta; Magnoliopsida; Poales; Poaceae. The transcript has 8 exons. Gene Ontology annotation, cellular component: EMC complex. The coding region runs from base 1 to 402 and encodes 133 amino acids. Gene Ontology annotation, biological process: protein folding in endoplasmic reticulum.